Molecule: messenger RNA, 1245 nt
Organism: Phytophthora sojae
Lineage: Eukaryota; Oomycota; Peronosporomycetes; Peronosporales; Peronosporaceae
Exons: 1
Coding region: 1-1245 (414 amino acids)
Biological process (GO): triglyceride biosynthetic process
Cellular component (GO): endoplasmic reticulum membrane
Molecular function (GO): diacylglycerol O-acyltransferase activity
Source: RefSeq, a predicted model, not a curated record
AUGGCCGACGUCUCCAAACUCCGCCAUGCCGCCUGCGGACGCACGCCCGCGUGGCCCAACAAUGACGCGGUGCCGGAGCUCACAUCGCUGCGCGGGUUCGUGAUGCGGCGCUUCCUGCUGUGGUCGCUCUUCGGGCUCUGGAUCUUCGGACUCGGGGCGUACAUCGUCAUGUGGCUCUAUUCGGGCCUGUGCGUGGCUCGCUGGGCAGCGUCGGCGGUGCAGAACGGCGGGUGGGCGCAGGCAUCGCCGCCACCCGUGGCUGUGCAAGCCUAUCUGGCGUUCACUGUGCUGUACGAGGGCUACCACUACGUCACGCGCGACUCGCUGCAUCUGUGGCCCCGGAUGAGGCGUCUCGCGCGCUACAUUCUGCUGCACUAUCCGUACUUCCGUCUGAAUGUGACCAUCUUCGAGGAGAGAGAACUGGCCAAGCAGAAGCUCAGGGACGAGGAAGAGCAGUCCAAGGACAGCGAUGAUGCCACGGCUGAUGACGACGACGAUGACGAGCAAGAUGGCGCUGGCCAGCAUCUCAGCGCGGAUGCAGCGGCCAAGGCGGUCGAGGAGAACGACAUCUCGCCGUUCGUGGAAGCCGGGAUGAAAAAUCUCUAUGCGUUCCACCCGCAUGGAGUGCUGACCUGCGGCUUCUCCUUCAACGGAGCGUAUCACAUGGGCUUCGAGCGCUCUGCGUGUCGAUGGUUGUCGGCAGAAAACCUCUUCUGGUUCCCCGUCGUUCGCGACAUUCUCAACUGGAUGGAGUACAGCAGCUGCGCAAAAGCCAACAUGCUCAAGUUCAUGGGCAGCGACUACAACGUGAGCAUUAUCCCCGGAGGCUUCGAGGAGGCUACGCUCUACCAGAGAGGCAAGCACCGUUUGUAUCUCAAGAAACGCUUCGGCUUUAUCAAAAUCGCGCUGCAGCACGGCUACAAUGUGCACCCAGUGUACACAUUCGGCGAGGAGUACACGUACCACGCAUUCCCGUAUCUGCAGUGGUUUCGUCUGCAACUGAACCGGUUUAAGAUUCCUGGCACUCUUUUCUUUGGUGACGCUAUGUGCUUCUACCUCCCCCGAAACGAUGUGGACCUCAUCACUGUUGUGGGCAAGCCGCUGCGAUUCCCCCGCAUCGAACGCCCCACAAAGGAUGAUGUACAAAAGUACCAAGCGCAGUAUAUGCAAGCGGUUCGGGAUCUGUUCGACAACUACAAGGGUGUCUACGCUGUCGAUCCGAAUGCCACGCUAGAAAUCUACUAA